This is a messenger RNA of Debaryomyces fabryi, 1995 nucleotides long. It is a transcript of the gene TCO89, whose product is annotated as Tco89p. Gene Ontology annotation, biological process: TOR signaling. Bases 1 to 1995 code for a protein of 664 amino acids. The transcript has a single exon. Gene Ontology annotation, cellular component: fungal-type vacuole membrane; TORC1 complex. NCBI's taxonomy places the organism in Eukaryota, Fungi, Ascomycota, Pichiomycetes, Serinales, Debaryomycetaceae. The record is from RefSeq and is a predicted model, not a curated record.
AUGUCUAGCAUGGGCAACACUAGUGGACGUGGUAGAACAAAAAUAGCUACAGGGACAACACAGCCAAAUAAAAAACUGCAUACCAAAUUAAAAAGUCAUAAUAGGUCAUUUUCACAUAAUAAGGUGUUGAAUAAAUUAUCUACCUCUUCGACCCCAUUAGUACCAACUAUGGGUACUAGACCAAAUUUGAAUCGUUCUAAAUCUACGGAUGGUUUAAUUAGGCCUACGAAUAGACAUGGUGCUUUGAAAAAGAACAGUCGGUCAUUUACCAAGUUGACUGGGUUACAACCAUUAACGAAGACCAUACUGAAUCAGUCUAUAAAAUCUAGCAAAUCUUCAGGUUCUCUAAAAGGUAUGAAUACUGCACACCAUUUAGGUGGAUUAAAAACAAGUGGCCGUAAAGGCAAGGCUAUUUUAAAGUUGAACGAUGACGAUAAUGAUAACAACGACUACGAAGAUAUGGAGAAUGAGAGCGUUGAUGACGACAAUGAAGAUGCAAGCGCAAAAGAGAAUGGAAAUGGAAACGAAAUUAAUAACGAUGAGAAAUCUUUACUGCCUGCAAACUUCACCAACUAUGAGAACGAUAAAUUGGAAAUUAAGGGUCCUUCACAGUUACCCCUGGAAAGAUCUCUUUCCGGAGCUCCAUCAGCUCGAAGUUCGAGUGAAGAUUUAGUGGCUAAUAGUAAUAUGUAUGGUGGUUCAUUACUUCUUUCUCAAUCAACAGGAUUAACAAGGAAAAUUAACUCUGCUUAUAACAACAAUAACUCAGCUUCACCUAUAUUGACACAUAAGGCUACAGAUACACAUGACUCGUCAAUGGGAUCUACUAAUUCUGAAUCUGUAAGUGGAAUAUCAUUCAAGGCUAACCCAAUGGACAAUGUAAACAAAUUUCAAAAUAAUGUUGCAGAGCCCAUCAUAACUAAUAAGAAUGUGAUUCAGGAUAAUUCAUAUCAACCAAACCAAACAAUUUUCAAUAACUUACAAAGAAAUAAUCAAACACAGUCUAGUUCUAAUAAAUCAAUCAGUCAAAAUAUUUCUAGCUCUAAUAAUGGAAUUUCAAAUGACCAGUCGUUACAGUCAUAUUUGCAACAAUCAAACCAACCGCAGCAUAAUAUCGAAACUAGAACACAACAGAGGUUAUGGUUACAAAGAGAGAAUUCAUUGAUGGAUGUGGUAAAUGUGGAUCCAAAUAGAUCAAAUUUCUCUAGUUUGUCAUUAAACAAUAUGAUGUUUGCCCAUAAUUAUAACCAAAGUCAUCAAAAUAUAAGAGACAUGCCACAAGUAUCGAACCAAGUUACAGGACCUGUUACUCCUCAGAAUGAGAACGGCCCAUAUGAAAUGUCAAAUAAUAGUAGUGUUAAUACAAUCGCUACCAAUAAUGCUCCACAGCCAGGGAAUGAUCAUUCAAAUAGCAUAAGUAAUAUAAAUGGUUUACUAACAAUGGUACAAAAUAGUCAUCAGAACUCUAUUCAAUCAAGAACUGAAUUUGAAAGAUUGAAUAGGGAAUACCUAAAUGUGAGACGACAUCUAAACCCUAUUGGGGAAAGUCUUAAUAGAGUGGAAGAAAUCAUGAAAAAUACAAAAGAAAUUAAAGUAACUAAAAAGAAUAGUCAUAAGAAAGCUCAAUCUGUCUCGUCAGUACAUUCGAAUUCUACCAAUGCCAAUACUUUCAAGGAAUUCUCGCCUUCAUUUCAAGAGAAAGAGCAGGAAAUUACCUCCACCUUGAAUAAAUUAUGGCAGGAGGCAUUGAUAUUGACUCUGUCUCUGACAUCUUCAUCGAACUCAAUAAGGGUGAACCCUCCUCAGCCAUCCCAACAGCCAAUACAGGCGCAAAUGCAAAGGUCCCACAACCCAAGGGUUCCGUCUUACGGACAGAGUCCUUACAGUAACUUGAGAUCUCCACAGACCCCAACUACGCGGGCGGUUAAAUUGGCUGCCCAGGCUCAGGCUGCUCAGGCCGCUAACACGAAAAGAAUUAACGAACAGCAUAACUAG